Molecule: messenger RNA, 897 nt
Organism: Knipowitschia caucasica
Lineage: Eukaryota; Metazoa; Chordata; Actinopteri; Gobiiformes; Gobiidae
Source: the annotation of a GenBank genome assembly
AUGAAUGAGACGGCUAUUUCGUUCGCCAAGGACUUUUUGGCUGGUGGCAUUUCCGCUGCCAUCUCCAAAACAGCCGUCGCUCCCAUCGAAAGAGUCAAGCUUCUCCUUCAGGUCCAGCAUGCCAGUAAGCAGAUCACCGUCGACAUGCAGUACAAGGGCAUCAUGGACUGCGUUGUCCGUAUUCCCAAGGAGCAGGGAUUCCUGUCCUUUUGGAGAGGUAACCUUGCCAAUGUCAUCAGAUAUUUCCCCACCCAAGCCCUCAACUUCGCCUUCAAGGACAAGUACAAGAAGAUCUUCCUUGAUGGUGUUGACAAACGCACCCAGUUCUGGAGAUACUUUGCCGGAAACUUGGCCUCUGGUGGAGCUGCUGGUGCCACCUCCCUGUGCUUUGUGUACCCUCUCGACUUCGCCCGUACCCGUCUGGCCGCUGAUGUAGGAAAGGCUGGAGCCGGAAGAGAGUUCAAUGGUUUGGGCGACUGUCUGGUGAAGAUCUCAAAGUCUGAUGGUAUUCGUGGACUGUACCAGGGAUUCAAUGUGUCCGUACAGGGCAUCAUCAUCUACAGAGCCGCUUACUUCGGCAUGUACGACACAGCCAAGGGUAUGCUCCCAGACCCCAAGAACACUAGCAUUUUGGUGAGCUGGAUGAUCGCACAGUCUGUGACCGCUGUUGCUGGUUUGACCUCAUAUCCCUUUGACACUGUCCGAAGACGUAUGAUGAUGCAAUCUGGACGUAAAGGAGCUGACAUCAUGUACACUGGCACAAUUGACUGCUGGCGUAAGAUCUUGCGUGAUGAGGGUGGCAAGGCUUUCUUCAAGGGAGCCUGGUCCAAUGUCCUCAGAGGCAUGGGUGGUGCCUUUGUACUGGUGCUGUAUGAUGAGUUGAAGAAGGUCAUGUAA